AUGCAUCAGGAUAUGAAGCGUAAGGCUCCGGACCAGGCUUCAACCAAGACUAUCGCAGGAUCCGAUCUCUUCACCUUUGUCGUCGGCGGCCACGCAGCCGAGUAUACCAUACAUUCCGCACUGGUCGCAAAACAGUCACCCGUCUUGAACGUACUGGUCAACGGACCUUUCAAGGAAGCCUUGGAACGCCGAGUCCGAUGGGCUGAUCUCGAAGAAAGCAUCUUUCUCAGCUUUUGGGAGUUUGCGUACACCGGCAACUACACAAACCCCAUCCAAGAAGAUGAGGGAAAGGAAGAAUCGGAUCCAACCAAUGAAGAACUGAGCCACUGGGGCAAGGCUUGGGCGUACUACGUCCGCCAUGACCCAGGAUUCUCGGGCCCUAAUAGCCGCAAUGCACCUGGACUCAACGGCCUGUGGCAAGACUUUGUUGACAAACACGCCCCUAUCCCUCGGCCGUCUAAUGAAGGUAACAUCAGUGCAGAUACACUGCUGCAUCAUGCCCAAGUCUGUGUCUUUGCAGAUCGAUACUGUAUUGACAGGUUGAUGGACGUUUCUCUCGGGAAGUUGUUCCUCGCGCUGGAGGCGACGAUCCCUUGGGGUGACUCUUGGGAUGCUGUGAUGGAGCUCCUUAUUUUGGUAUCUGGCAAGAUGGUACCAGUGAGACUGCGGGAGAUUGUGGCGGAGUACAUUCUGACUCAGGCCGAGCUGUUCAAGAAUGAGGAGGUGUUUCAGGACUUUAUGUGCGAUCACAACGGUCCGAUGCGGGAACUGUUGAGUCCGAUGUUUGUAACGGGAGAAGAGCAGCACCUUUCAUUCCCCUUUAAGAUGAUUCCUCUCGAGGAUAGACUCCGUAUGCAGAAAGCACGCGAGAGUGGCGAGUUCACUGACUUCGCCUUCGUGUGCGAAGGGCAGACGAUUAAAGUCCACAAGAUCAUCGUCUGCGGCCAGUCGACGGUCUUUCAAAGAGCAUGCACUGGGAAGUUCAAGGAAGCUUCCUCCGGGAUAUAUGAUAUGAACGACCAUCCUCUAGAUGUCGUAAAUAGAAUGGUUGACUACCUCUACACUGGAACUUAUGAGAUUCCAGAUGGCGCUGACUUGUUGACACAUGCCUCCAUGUUCACAUUGGCCGACAAGUACAGGAUUAUGGGGCUGCAAGCGCUCGCGAGCAAGAAAUAUUUGGAAUGCCUUGACGAAAGCUGCAACUAUCACGACUUCACCAGUUCCAUCUCGGAAGUUUACAAACUCCCCAAGGAAACAUCCAAGACACUUCGGGCCGGAGCUCUAGCCAUGGCUAGAGGAACCUUGGGAACCGCGCUCGGCGCAACCGAACUAGGAAUGGCCAUUGACGAAUUCCUGUACGACUGCCCGGAGUUUGCGCGAGACCUCCUCAGCCUCUCUCUAAGAUUUUCAAGAAUGGGUACCUGUUCUAACUCGAGUUGCGAAUCUCGAAGCGCGGUUCCCAUUGAGAUUCUGCAGUGUCGAUGCGAGAAAUGCGGCAAGGGGGGUGCCAGCGCCGGACUUAGUCUCCGUUCUUGGUGUAAGGUUUUGGAAUAUGAGUUAGAUAUGGAUGAGGAAGAUGUUAAAUUGGGCAAAACUGUGAGUUACGACUGGUGGCCUUCAGAAAGAGAGAAUGAACGAAAGCCUGCAUGGACAGGAUUAUUGUAA
This is a messenger RNA of Fusarium subglutinans, 1665 nucleotides long. RefSeq lists its product as uncharacterized. Gene Ontology annotation, molecular function: protein binding. The transcript is spliced from 5 exons. Lineage: Eukaryota; Fungi; Ascomycota; Sordariomycetes; Hypocreales; Nectriaceae. The coding region runs from base 1 to 1665 and encodes 554 amino acids. The record is from RefSeq and is a predicted model, not a curated record.